This is a messenger RNA of Ciona intestinalis (vase tunicate), 2822 nucleotides long. RefSeq names its product HMG transcription factor SoxC (gene soxC). Gene Ontology annotation, cellular component: nucleus. Gene Ontology annotation, molecular function: DNA-binding transcription factor activity, RNA polymerase II-specific; RNA polymerase II cis-regulatory region sequence-specific DNA binding. The record is from RefSeq and is a predicted model, not a curated record. NCBI's taxonomy places the organism in Eukaryota, Metazoa, Chordata, Ascidiacea, Phlebobranchia, Cionidae. Gene Ontology annotation, biological process: morphogenesis of an epithelium; negative regulation of transcription by RNA polymerase II.
UUUGUUUAUGUUUAGAUAACUGCUGUAUUACGUCGCCUUAUGAACAAUUGUUAUUAUAAUGCUUAAUGGUGUAAGUGCAUCUUACUGUUAAUGUAAAACCGAAGAACAACCAACGCAAGAGAAUUUCAAGAUUGUAUAUUUAUAUUCUGGACUAGUUCAGCUAUGGCAAGUACAUCAAGACUUACAAAGAUUUCGGCCGAACUAAUGAGCUUGCACGCCGGCCAAAAUUUGGACGGCAACCCGGGCUCGCCAGAGUCGGGCUUGGGCUCGGACUGGGACUUUGACAGCGAUGAAAUCGUGCAAUCCAGUUCUGUAGCUACACCAAGAAGGUCAAUAGACGCCCUACAUGCUUCAUCUCCCUCUCCAACAUUGGAAUGUAUCCUAGAUUGCCCUGAUGUUAGCGGAGUAGACGUGUUUGACAGUCCGAUCAAAAAAGAGGCUGACUUUAAAGACCCGAAACCCAGACAGUCGCCGAACAAGAACAAGAGGGAAAACAUAUUGAACGAGUUGAAAAACCUACCCGCUACAAAGAUCAAAUUGCCUCCGCCGUCGCGAAGCAGUCAAAAGAAACUGGCGGCGAGGCCUGGCUACAUCAAGCGCCCAAUGAAUGCGUUCAUGAUAUGGUCGCAAAUCGAACGGAGAAAGAUAAUGGAGAAAACUCCAGAGCUACACAAUGCUGAAAUCAGCCGCAAUCUAGGUCGAAUCUGGAGGGAGCAGGCGGAUUCGAUUAAGCGGCCGUUUCUGAUCGAAGCGGAGAGAUUACGACUGCAGCAUAUGUGCGACUACCCUGAUUAUAAAUAUAAACCGAAAAAGAAAGCAAAGGGCAAAAAAUGCGACUCGUCAGAGAACUCUACGUUCAGUUAUUUGCACAACGAUCCAGAUCAAUCCAUGGAAAUUAUAGAAACGAAUACUGAAGCCUUAAAGGCGGAAGUAAAAGUGUCCAGCAAACGUUUGCCAAAGAAACGAAAGCUGUCUCAAAGCAAGCCUUCUUUACCUGAAAUCAAACCGACAGUCGUGGCCUCUAUCAAUCCCAUUCAAAACAACUCAGGUAACAGCGAACCGCAAGCCAAAGAAGUCACCGCAACAACGAACAAUCUGCUGACGGCGGUUAAAGUCGAGCCACGGGUGCCACCUCUGCCGAUUACCCCAGCUACGAUCGUGACGGCCGUGCCUUCCAAACGUGGCAGGUUCGAAGUACAUACCCCCUCCCCUUGCGAUACGAACCAGAGGAUAGGUUUGGUGCAUGGAACUGUCUUCAAAACCGUCACCGAAGGAAAUCGCCAGUUCAUCAUCGUUUCCGGUGCUAAUGACGUCAUUUCUGACGUCACAAACUCGAGCUUGGUGUCGACGCAACGAACAUCAACACCUUGCCAACAAAAACAAAUAAUAAACGCUAACUUUGUGCCGAUAACCAACGACUGCGGACAAGAAAAAGUGUAUAACAUUGUAAGAGGGUGCAUACAAGUGGCGAGUCAGGAACCAACGAACUCUACCACACAGAAACGCGUGGAGCCUGAUGUCCCAACUACAUUUGCCAACAUGGGCGAUGACUUCCGGAACGAAUACCUGAAGGAAGAUCACUUUAUUGACCAAAUCACAUUAAGCAGCGGGAUAGCAUAUGCUGAUCCUUGCAGAAGGAAAUCACAUUUCGAGUUCUCAGACUACGACACAGAUGAAGUUAAACGGAUGAUUGAAAGUUCCGACCUAGCGUGGCUCAGGGACGACAUCUGCUGUCCGUAAUUUUAAGCGUCACCCACCACCAAGCGGCGCGUUUCGCAAUAUUGAACUUUUAGCCAUAGACCGCAAUUUUAAUGCUAUAUCUUUGGUUCUUUUAACGCAUUACGAAAGAUAUAGCAUUAAUUCGCGGCCGGAUAUACCUGUGGUUGAUUUUUUUUUUGUUCCGCAAUUAUUCAAGCUUGGUUUUCACUGGCCACUGCUAAACUUGUCAUAUAAAUACUCCUCACUAAUACACAUGUACAAAAUUAUAAUUCACGUAAAAUUCAAUUUUACUGUGUCGUUCAUACUUCUAGUGAAAACCUCGCUUGAAUGAGUUGUUUUGUUCCAUUUACCCCUUUCUGUGGUUUGUUUUGUAAAUCGUACGUUUGCUAUUUCAUAUCUUGCUCGAUAUCUCAUGCCUUACAUUAUAUCGGCCUUUCAAUAUACCCCGUACCUCUGGACCACUGUCCGUUUUACCAGGUAGAUCCCACACUUUCGUGCCAGUACACCGUUUGCCGCACAGUGUUGCCGACUUUGCACUAAUUUACCAUGCUCUCCAAUCUGUUACCUGUAAUCCAUCAAUCAAAAUAACGCACUCGGCAUCACUGGCACCGCGCAAACGACCUGGUACAAAGUCCUUACGUUGUUUUUUAACCGUCUUUACCUCAAACCCUUCAACCUUCGGGCCCUGAUCGAUUUUUCUGUUUUAUUUUCAUUUUUUCUCACACAGUAACCCAGUACAAUACAGAAUCCCAAGUAAAUGGUCUGCAGUGUACAGUAUAGUGCUCGAACAACUGUGUACAUUUCUAGCAAUCGUUGUAACCGCAAAAAAAUUGUAAAUACUGGUAGUCGAACCCCCCAAAGUGCUGCCUUGUGCAAAUGUUAACGUAAAUCGGUUGGCACUAUAAAUUAAUUGCAAACCACAAAACCUGCUUCCCUGUGCUCAGUUGUCACUGCUUUUGGUCUUUCUAAUUCUGCCUGUUUUUGUUUCGCCACUUUCUCUUUUGUAGAUAUUUUUAUCGCCUGUUCUCUGCUGGUUGGAGACUAUUUUUUGACGUGUUUUAAGCGCAUUCGGACGAACCUGCAUAUACACCACACAUGAAAAA